This is a messenger RNA of Photinus pyralis (common eastern firefly), 2544 nucleotides long. RefSeq names its product sodium-dependent phosphate transporter 1-A (gene NaPi-III). The transcript is spliced from 7 exons. Gene Ontology annotation, molecular function: phosphate transmembrane transporter activity. Bases 687 to 2363 code for a protein of 558 amino acids. Gene Ontology annotation, biological process: phosphate ion transmembrane transport. Gene Ontology annotation, cellular component: membrane. NCBI's taxonomy places the organism in Eukaryota, Metazoa, Arthropoda, Insecta, Coleoptera, Lampyridae. The record is from RefSeq and is a predicted model, not a curated record.
UUUUGCAUGAUAUUGUGUAAUAUCAUUAAUUUCUCCCUUAUUUGUACCACGUGUUUGGGAAAAUCGAUUUUUGUUUUUUGCAAUUUUAAAUGCAUUACUGGCAGUUGCGAAAAAUACGUGAAGUCACUUACGAUUGUGACGUAAUUAAUGGUCGCGAAAAGAGUGUGGGAAUUCCUCUAAUGUUUUGAUUCAUAAAUUAACCGAUUUCCCGCCAAAAAAAAAAGGUAGUCGAAAUUUAUUCUGCAUUUAGAAUAAAGGUCAGCGGUUUUGGCGUAGGCAUUUUUGCGGAAAAUACUGUAACAUUUUCUUUAAAAUUGAAGUAGGGGGUGCCUUACGCGCAGGUUCAUAGAAAAAAAAACGUAACUAAAAAAGCGGUCGACAGAAAGUCGAAAUAUCUAAAACAGCACAGUCUUGUUUCAAUUCGGUUUUAAUUACAUUAUUUAGUUCCGUUGGUGCUAAAAGGUUUUUGCAAAUAAAUUUUCAACAAUCGCGAUGCUUGUCCAAAAUUUGAUAUGCAUGUACUGUGCACUUUUUUUAAAUGAGGCACAUUUUUCCAAAAUGUGUAGUAGGUGAUAAAUUAGUGAUCAAAGAUACAUUUAGAACCCUCAUCAUGAUGAAACUCCAGACAGAAUAACAUUUUACCUCUCGUGACUGUGUAAUCGUCAUUACUCAUUUAAUUCGUCACUAUGGAACCAUACUCGGACCACAUCUUAUGGCUUAUCGUCCUGGGUUUUAUAAUUGCUUUUGUGUUGGCCUUCGGAAUUGGUGCGAAUGAUGUCGCCAAUUCGUUCGGUACCAGCGUCGGAUCGAAAGUCCUUACAAUAUAUCAAGCUUGCGUUUUGGCCACUAUUUUUGAAAUUGCCGGUGCGGUGCUAAUAGGAUACAAGGUGUCGGAUACUAUGCGAAAAGGUAUCUUGGACAUUUCAGUAUACGAGGAUGCCGAAGUGGAACUAAUGCUGGGAUGUCUGAGUACUCUCGCCGGUAGUGCUGUGUGGUUAAUCGCUGCGACUUUCUUGAAAAUGCCCAUAUCUGGUACCCAUAGUAUCGUCGGUGCCUCCAUAGGUUUUAGUUUGGUAGCUCGUGGCACACAAGGUCUUCACUGGACUAUUUUAGGAGCAAUAGUCGGCUCAUGGUUCAUAUCUCCAGUUUUAAGUGGAAUUACAUCCCUUAUUAUUUUACUAAUCAUAAAACGCUUCAUUUUAAAUACUUCGGACCCGUUGAAGUCAGCCUUUUAUAGUUUACCGCUGUUUUAUGGAUUUACAAUUUUAGUCAAUAUUUUUUCAAUUGUACACGACGGUCCAAAAUUACUCUACAUGGAUAACAUUCCGUUAUGGAUGGCAGCUGCUAUAAGUGUGUCAGUCGGUUUGUUAGCAGCAAUUUUAAUUCAAUUAGUCGUCGUACCGUGGCAGCGUAAACGUAUCAGUGAAGAAAUGAAAGUGGAGCAGCCACCGGUUAAUUUUAACAUAGGCGAAUCUUCCGAAACGUCGCCCGAAGGUAGUCCGAAGCCCUCUCAACGAAAUUCUCAAAAUUUAGAUCGGCAAUUAACAAUAAUAAUGGAGAAUACGGAAAUGUUACCAGUGGGAGGUAAAAUGUCAAUGAAGUAUAUGUUUCCAUCACCACAUCAUGAUAAGAAAAAUGGCUAUACGGCCGGAAACCAUCUAGAGGAACAUCCCAAACAUCUUCCAAUAAACGAAAGCACCGUCACACUAAGUAGCGAUAUCAAUCCUGCACUGUCGCCAAGUUCAAGCGGAGUUCCUUUAAUUAUGAAUAAAAGUUUUGCUAAAAUUGAGAACGACAAGGGUAUUUGUGCCAUAGAAUUACAAGAGAAUUCAGAUCUAUAUGGUGAGAAUAGGAGUGUAUCGAAAUUAUUUAGUUUUCUACAAGUUUUAACUGCCACUUUUGGCAGCUUUGCACAUGGUGGUAACGAUGUGAGUAACGCCAUCGGGCCUUUAAUCGCGCUGUGGUUAAUAUAUUGUGAAGGAUCUGUUCAGCAGCAAUCUGAAACACCUUUAUAUAUCUUAUUGUAUGGAGGAGUCGGAAUCUCGGUUGGUUUAUGGCUGUGGGGACGGCGAGUGAUACAAACAAUUGGAGAGGAUUUGACAAAAAUCACUCCUGCAACCGGAUUCACUAUAGAAAUAGGUGCAGCUUUUACAGUAUUACUAGCAAGCAAAAUCGGUAUACCCAUCUCUACAACUCAUUGUAAAGUCGGGUCAAUCGUUUUCGUAGGUUAUUUUAGCUCUUCACGCAAAGGGGUUGAUUGGAAAUUAUUCAGGAACAUCGUGUAUGCGUGGGUUGUUACAGUACCGGUAACGGCCUUACUUUCGGCUGGUUGCAUGUAUGCACUUACAUCAGCAGUGCUGUAAUCUAGGUCCAAUUUUCCCUUCAAAGGCUAUAAUGUUAGUUACUUAACUAAACAGAAGCAAUGUAGUCAGUGUUUAAACUUUCAAGAUGCAUGCAGUACUUCCCUUGCAAGUAUUUGUUAGUAGAACGCUGCACUUAACUUGCUCCAACUUUAAUUUUGUAAUCGGCGAUUACUUAAUAUAU